UAGUUACGGUGAUGUGAUCGUGCGGUUAGCAGAGUGAACGGAGAAGAUAAAACUUUAUCAUACACAGGCGAAGAUAGCAUUGGUGCAUCGAAACAACUCACGGAAGUUGUUGAAAUGAUUCGUUGGAUACUGCUAAUGGCGCUGCUAGCGUCACCAGGUCUGUCUCAGAAAGCCGAAAAGCGUCGUGCCUUCUAUCGAAGAACAACGACAACGACAGCGGCACCUGUCCAGAAAGAAAUAGAGAGCACGGAAAGCAAGCAAACGGAUAAAGGUGGGGAAGGCCUCUACACUGUAGGCGAUUCAUUCGCAAUCGGUGCGUCGAGCGGGGAUAAUGUUGGCAAAGGAAGUUCUUUUAAACCAAUUACCAGCAAUGGCGAUAAACUAACGUCGUUCUCGGAGUACAACUUUGGCGGUACUAAACUUUCCGACAGCUCAGACCCAGACUCAGACGAAGAUUACGGCUUAGCCCCCAGAAAUCACAAACCACAACUACCAAUUUCUCCAACCAACAGCUACAAACCGAGCGGAUCUUUUGACUUUUUCAACAAUGACUAUUCCAAACCUUCCCUGGACACCAAACCAAAAACUUCCAUUACCAGCAAAUUCUCCAUUUCCCAUCCAACUCCCACGAAAAAUACUUAUACGGGUAGGUUAGACCACUUGGACGAUUCGUCGGAGUAUGACUUGUAUUCAAAUUUGAAGAUCGGCCAUAACUACAAAUCCGCGCUUCAAAGCUAUACGGGGGGGAAAAGUUCACCAUUUUCGACCUUUUCAGGUUCACCUUUGAGUUUCGAAGCCAAGGUUAAAAAAUUACCUUCUAGCUACGAUGACUAUGGACUAUCCACGAUUACCACUAAGAACAAGAAGAACAAACUUUCACUUGACGACGACACGUUCGGAGGGACCGGAGGCUCGUAUGGCAUCAGUAACAAUUUCGGUGUCGGUAAGGUUGAAAAUUUCUUCUCCGGUGGUGGCAAAAAGAAGAACCCCUACGGGUUCGGCGAGCCACCGCUGGUGAAAUCUGCUGUAUCGACAUUGAAAAACUUUGGUGAAGGACUUUUAGGUAAACCCGAGAAAGCAUCUGCUUCCCUUUAUGACAUUGAUAGUAGCGAGAGUGGUUUUGGAAGUUCAAAAUUCAAACCGUACAAAGGCAGCAGCUUGACGAACAGUUACCAUCUAGACAGUAGUGACGAAUCGGACGAAACAUUCGUAAAGCAAAAGUUUCCAAAACUGCACUCAUCCUAUGGAUCCAUACCGCAGAAACCAAUCACAGAGUACGAGAGCGACUUCGAUGUGAAAAACAUCAAGCUGCCCGGCGCUCACAACAAGUUCCGACCCCACACGAAUACUAAAUCGAACCCAUACAAAUCCAAACUACACGCAUCAGACAUUGACAACCCUAACCCGCUUGAGUUCCGACCUAACUUUAAGUUGCAAGAUGUACCAAAUCUGUAUCCUGACGAACACAUAGGUGCCAGCAUCGCAGCCAAAGGUCAGAUCGAGAACUUUCUCAAUGCCGAGCAUGGAUUCAAAGCGACCACUCAUUUCCUGGAUGGGCAUCCGGGAAAAAAACCAACCUACCAACAGUUCCUGAAAAGCCAAGAGGACGAGAAGUUAGAAAAGGAGGCACUCAAAGCGCAGAUCGAAUACCUGAAGGCACAUGCAUCCAAACGCCCCUCGGAAAUUCGACAGCGUCCACCGGGUCCACCUGGUCCACCCUUCCCGCAGCACCCGGUCGGACCACAGCACGCGCACGGAGGUCGAGGACGACCGGUUCGGCGUAUCCCCGGUGCUCAUUUACCGCUCGGCGUGAAGGCGCCCCAUCCAGCGCCAAGGAUUCCACACUUCAACGACAGGCCGUAUAGUAUAAGCUUCAAGCUUUAAAGCGAACUAUCCUUAGUCAGCCGGACUAGAUCCAUAGUGCAAUUUGCCUUGUGUUUUAGUUUAGUAUAUCGUUAGUACCUACUCAAAACAACGUUAGGAUUAGGUUAUUUAUUUACCCUAGUGUCUAGGAUAAAAUUUGUUUUGCUGUGGACAGUAAAAUUCCGAACUCGAAAUUAA
Messenger RNA from Wyeomyia smithii (pitcher-plant mosquito), 2061 nucleotides. RefSeq lists its product as uncharacterized. Bases 115 to 1884 code for a protein of 589 amino acids. The record is from RefSeq and is a predicted model, not a curated record. NCBI's taxonomy places the organism in Eukaryota, Metazoa, Arthropoda, Insecta, Diptera, Culicidae. The transcript has 3 exons.